GCAAACAUCUCGCACUACGUGUCGCUUUACGUAGCGGUGCGUGGAGGUACAUUUGCCUCUGUUUGUAUUUUGUUGUUUUACACGCGCAUUUCCUCAUCAAAGCAGCCCCCUCUCUCUCUCUCUCUCUCUCAUCCACACACCUCCUUCCAUUUCCUUUCCCCACCGCAUAACUCGCCAUUUCUCGUUGUUGUCUGUGUGCGUGUGUGUGCGGCCACCGCUGACUUCUCUCCCACCCGCUCGCCCGAUUUGCCUCAGCUUUUUCUCAACGUUUUUUGUUGUUUGGUGUCCCUCCCCUCUUCUUCUUCGCGAGCUAUUCUUUCUUACCUUUGCCAACCAUCUCUGCAACACACACCUAUCCGGAUAUAUAUAUAUAUUGUUUCUCUCUUUCUACAAGUAUCGGCGUUUCUCCCCUCUCGCACGUGCACCGCAUCUCAAAACAAAGGAGAGGUGUGGCAACAUCAAAACAAUAAUAAUCUUCUUUAUUCAUUUCUUUAUUUGUAUAUAUAUCCGGCGAGCGCCGCCGCACACACAGGGUGUAAAUGCUCCGACUACGUCUCUCCCCCGCACCGCAGCAGCUGGUGCCUCUUCGGCACUUCGCGUACUGCUCCUCUGCAUGGGGAGCCUUCACCUCCGCCUCCCUCAGCCGCUACUUCCACUGCACCUUAAAAGAAACACUGCAGGGCGAAAGUGAGGGCGUGAGUGCGGUGGCGCCGUCGCCGUCGGCGUCGUUGUCGUCUUCCGCGGCGCGGCACGGAAACGCAGACGCGGGCACGGUCGUCUCAACACGUGCAUCACCGCAGGCAAAAGCACCUUCAGCGCUGCAUUACUCAUUAGAGCUGUCCCUCCCGCACCUGCCGCACCGCAGUCCCUUCACCAAUGGAAGUCUGAAGGACACUGGGCGUGUGGGGACUGCGGCACGCAACAGCGAGCUCAUGGAGGUGCUGCUGGCACCCUUGAAGGGUACUGCGGAGGUCGCCUCACGAGAGGCGGCGCAAACACAGCUGUUGCAUCCCCGCUGGAGCGCCUUCCUGCGGCUGUGCGAUGACGUCGUCGCCGCCGCGGCCGCACGUCGUGCUACGCCGUCUGCACCCUCCUGCCUGAUGGGCGUGACUAUCCCUUGCAAGGAGCCGUACUUUUGCGCUGCCGAGCCGGUCCGCAAAGAAGAGAGGAAUGCAGCAGCCGCAGCAACGACCACCACCCCCACCGCGUCCCCCCUCUCCACCAUCCAGGCGGCGAUCCUACUCUUUCAUCAGCACUGGCGCGUGCCCGUGAUGCUGGCGCUCAACACCACGGUGGCGAACACACAUGCGGUGCAGCGCCACACGGGCGACGAGUCAGACGCGGCCGGGGAGGCCGAUGCAGCCGGUGCGUCCACGUCGGGUGUGGAGGCGGUGGUGCAUGACUUCGUGUCGCACCUGCACGGUCGCCGGAUGUUCCUCGUACGCGGCGACUCCCCCGCCACGCGGUACGGCGCUGCUCGUCGUGGCUCGUCUGCGGUCGCGUCGGAGCUACACACCGCCGGCGAUCUGAUUCGUUGUGUCAGCAGUGCGAUCAAGCGCCUCGCUCUCCCGGUGUCGUUGUCGUCGUCGUCGGCAUCGCAGACCGGCGAGACCGCCACAUCGGUGCAGAUUGCAGUGGCCGGCUACGCGCAAGGGCACCCGCUGGACCGGAGGUGGGCCGCCUCCCCCGCCGCCGCUGCCGCCGCCACGACGGCAAACGCCGCGUUCUUCCACAACUUCGAGCGCGACUUUAACGCUGCCGACGGCCUCUUUGAGCGGAUCGUGCUGUCGCACGUGGCGCCGUCGAGGUCAACGUCGACGAGCACAACAGCAGCGAACGGUGGUGCCACCGCAGCUCUGCUGCCCGCCGUGCAUCAUCUCUUUCACACCCUGGGCCGUCUACACGCCGUUCGACAGCUGUGGCUGACCCCUUCGCACUACUCCGCCGAGGCACGUGCGGCCUGCACGCGGCAGCUGAUCGAAGAGAAGGUGUUGUUGUGGAAAGGGUCGGAGGCGCUGAAUGGUGGCAGCGGUGGCGGUGGUGGUGCUCGUGUGAUUGUGACGCAGAUGCUGACCUCUGCGGAUGAAUUUGCGGGCUACGUCGACGACGUGCAGCGUGCGUUGCGGAUGGCGUCUCCUUCCUCGCCGUCCUCAUCCCCCAUUUCUGUAACCGUCAUCCCCGGUAUUCUCCUGCCGCACCCCACCGACGCACACGUUCUGCUGCGCGCGCUCUACUACGCAAAGGUGAUCCCGAGCGUGCGGAUGCAGCGGGCACUGGAGACGUACCGCACCGACUUGAAAGGCGUGUGGCGGAGCAUCGCGACACACCGCGGCACCACGGAAGACAACAACAAGGAAGGGGCGACCGCCGCCACCACCGCAACGGCAGCAACAGCACAAGUGUCCUACCCCCAGGAUGUGGCGAACGGCUACAUGUCCACCUGGCCCGGCGCCGUCGUGGUACGCAGCGACGCAGACGUGGCGGCGAUGGAGGCCUUUGUGGACGACGCCCACCGUCGUGCCGGUGCCCGCUUUGCCGCGGCCUGGAUGGCAGAAACGGUGGACCUGUUAACGGACUUGCAGCAGCGCAUCGGCGGUGCGCACGUGCCGGUGCAUUUCUUUACUAUGUUCAACGACGCCGUCGAUGUGCGGCUGGCGCAGCUGCUGGAUGCCUAUGCGGCGGCGCAGCAGCAGCAGCAACAGAAGGCGACGUUCUGCCUGUGUAGAAGAGAGAAGGAAAGCAAAGCGGCCUCUGACGCUGCUGAAGCCACAUCCUAA
This is a messenger RNA of Leptomonas pyrrhocoris, 2777 nucleotides long. RefSeq lists its product as hypothetical. The record is from RefSeq and is a predicted model, not a curated record. Bases 540 to 2777 code for a protein of 745 amino acids. The transcript has a single exon. Lineage: Eukaryota; Euglenozoa; Kinetoplastea; Trypanosomatida; Trypanosomatidae.